AUGGGUCUUACGAUCACUGUUUUCUCUGCUAUCUUUCUUGCAACAGGAGGAUUCCUUUUCGGAUAUGAUUCAGGAAUCAUCACUUCGACCAUCGCGCUUCCGACGUUCAAGGAGUACUUCAAUGACCCCUCCGACACAAUUGUUGGCGGGAUAGUCAGCGCAUUCCAAGGAGGCGCAAUCGCCGGCACGAUCUUCAACAUGCUUUUCGCUGACAUGCUGGGCCGACGAUGGACCAUCAUGGUCGGGUCAUUGGUAUCACUUCUGGGAAGCUCCCUGCAAGCCGGUGCUACCAACAUGGCAAUGUUGAUUGUAGGGAGGUUCAUUGGAGGAAUUGCGGUCGGCCAAUUAACAUCCACAAUUCCCAUGUACGCUGGUGAGCUUUCAGAAGCCAAGCAUCGUGGUAUCUUAUCGGGUCUGUUGCAAUGGAUGCUGGGUUGGGGCUUCUUCGUUGCUCAGUGGCUGGGCUAUGGAUGCUCCUUCAACAGUACCGAAUUUUCAUGGCGCUUCCCUCUUGCAUUCCAGAAUAUCCCAUCCCUGAUCCUGAUAACCGGUAUAUUUUUCCUCCAGGAAUCGCCUCGCUGGCUCACAGAGAAGGACCGACAUGAAGAGGCCAUGGCGUCUUUGAGGAAGCUACGCGCAGGCACCGACGACGAAAUGAUCGAACUCGAGUUUCGUGAGAUUCGGGAUGUGAUCUUUGCCGAUCGCGCGUUGGGAGACAUUGGAUGGACCUCCAUUCUCACGAAGCCAACAUGGCGCAAGCGACUGCUGCUUGGCUGUGGAGUACAGGCUUUUGGGCCACUUUCAGGCAUCAACGUAAUUAAUUACUAUGGCCCAAGGCUGUAUGAAAUCCUGGGCAUAUCAACGCGCGAGUCUCUUCUCAUCAUCGGAAUCCAAGGAGGUCUUGCCAUUGUGUGGUGCACCAUCGCCCUAGCACUACUCGAUCGCGUUGGGCGGGUCAAGCCGCUCAUCGUCUCUGCGGGUGGUUUGGGCGCCGCCUUGCUAGUCAAUGCAGUGCAAGCACAGUACUUGAAUACGAAUAAUGCUGCUCAGCUACGCAGUAUGGUCGCGAUGAACUUUGUUUUCUCAUUUUUCUACACGCCGUUAGGCAUAAUCAGUUGGGUAUACCCAGCUGAAAUCUUUCCGGUCGAGUGUCGCGCGCUCGGGAAUGCGAUUACCACUUUCACGAACUGGACGGUCAAUCUGAUAUUCGCACAAUUUUCUCCACAGGCACUAAGCUCGUUAGAGUUCAGGUACUUUUACGUCUUCUUCGUCUUCAACAUCGUGGCUAUGCUUUGCUACUGGUUCUUCUACCCAGAAACGAAGGGCCGCAGCCUAGAGCAGAUGGACCAGGUCUUCGGAGACCAGCUGAUACCGCACGCUCUGCAAGACCCAGAUGCGGCGGCAGCGGCGAUCCAGAAAGACGAAAAGCUUCAUACCGAAGUCCACAAAUCAAAGUCAGUGGCUUAA
Molecule: messenger RNA, 1467 nt
Organism: Parastagonospora nodorum SN15
Lineage: Eukaryota; Fungi; Ascomycota; Dothideomycetes; Pleosporales; Phaeosphaeriaceae
Exons: 3
Coding region: 1-1467 (488 amino acids)
Biological process (GO): carbohydrate transport; transmembrane transport
Cellular component (GO): membrane
Molecular function (GO): carbohydrate:proton symporter activity
Source: RefSeq, a predicted model, not a curated record